ACAAUUAAUUGAUUGAUAUUGUAGCUGCCGUGAGGGUCAUUGAAUAUCCAUUAGCCAAAUCAAACGCUGACUUGCCACCUGAUUGACCCAUAAAUAUGACCGAAAAGUACGACAGCAACGGCGACUAUUCCGCAUAUAAUGAGGACGAUAGCAAUGAGUACGUUGGCGGAGGUGGUGGUGGAAAGCCACGCAAGAGCAUAGGCAGCAGCGGCGGCGCCCACAAUGGCGACAGCAACGUCCACGAUCAUCGCGAUCGCGAUCAUGGCGGCCCCGAGGGUAGCGGCAAUGUGCAGCUGAACGAAAAGGCCAGCGAGUACAUACGCGAUUGCAUGGCCGAGAAGAAUCGCAUGGAUCGCAAGUUUCCCAUUGCCGAGAAGCUUUUGGAAGGCGAGAUUGAAAAGGUGCAGACAACUGGACGCAUUCCGUCGCGGGAACAGAAGUAUGCAGACAUAUAUCGAGAGAAGCCACUGCGCAUAUCGCAGCGGGUGUUGGUGCCCAUACGCGAGCAUCCGAAGUUCAACUUUGUGGGCAAGCUGCUUGGCCCCAAGGGUAACUCAUUGCGUCGCCUGCAGGAGGAAACGCUGUGCAAAAUGACGGUGCUUGGUCGCAACUCGAUGAGGGAUCGUGCCAAGGAAGAGGAGCUACGCWGCUCAAAGGAUCCCAAGUAUGCUCACCUCAACAGCGACCUGCACGUGGAGAUAUCAACGAUUGCGCCACCCGCAGAGGCAUAUGCGCGCAUCGCGUAUGCCAUGGCCGAGCUGCGCAAAUAUCUGAUACCGGAUAGCAACGAUAUUAUACGGCAGGAGCAACUGCGUGAGCUGAUGGAUAGCACUAGCCUAAAUGAUAACGACUCCAAUUCCAAGAGUAACUACAAGAAAAUGACGCAUAUGCAGAACGCCGGCAUUGGCGCUAAUGCCAUGGGGGGUCAGRGUCUGGUAAAUUCAAGUGGUGGCGGUGGUGGUGGCUCCAGUAUGUCGAAAAAUUCGGCUCAUCACAACUACAGGAGCUCGCAGCAAGCGUCGUUUAGCAAAAAUGUCUUGGCGCCCAAACAGAAGGUCAUGUCCAUCCUAGAGAAGGCCAGAACAGCAAUGGAUGAAACUUACGGACGGGGCUAUGACGACGGCAUUUCGUAUGAUCCUCAUCAAUCCUACGACGCCUACAGCUAUGCAUCGCACGGUGGACACGCCCAUGGGCCUCACGGACCGCCCAACAACAUAUUGGGCGGCGUUGGCAAUAUCAGCGGCGUCAGUGGAGGAACUCGUGGCGGUCACUAUGAAACUCAAGAUUAUGAAACGGAUUACUCACGAAGGGAUUACUACCAGCAUUCACCUGGAUACGCAGCUAGCGGCUCAGUAGCGUCAUCAAAUCCAAACAAUGCAACAGGUAUAAAUUCGAACCACAACCGCAGUCAUGUUAACAGGUGAAAUUUGUUGGGUUCGAGAAACGCGAGCAAUGGAGAUGGUGUGAGAAGCAUAAGGAGUGUGACAAGUCCUAUACCGAAAACCCACUAUAUGACCCGAUUCAUUAACAACAGUAGCAACAGGAACCACAAUAACAACAAACGCAACAGCAGCUUUGU
This is a messenger RNA of Drosophila arizonae, 1579 nucleotides long. It is a transcript of the gene qkr54B, whose product is annotated as KH RNA binding domain containing protein quaking related 54B. Gene Ontology annotation, cellular component: nucleus. The record is from RefSeq and is a predicted model, not a curated record. Gene Ontology annotation, biological process: regulation of alternative mRNA splicing, via spliceosome. NCBI's taxonomy places the organism in Eukaryota, Metazoa, Arthropoda, Insecta, Diptera, Drosophilidae. Gene Ontology annotation, molecular function: mRNA binding.